UCUAAAGUAUUUAAUCACUAAAUGUUGAAAUGAACCGUUAAAUAUAUUUAUGUAGUUCAGUCUGACGCGGGAACUACUAAACAAAAUGGAUUCUAUCGCGAAAAUAACGGCUGCAUCGUGUUUUUAACCGCGAAACUGUUUCUACUGGACUAUUGUUUUAACUAACUAUUUCUACUGCACUCUAAGUGAACUCAGUUUGAGUACAUUAGAACCAGUUAGUUAACUGUUUCUACCUGACUAUUGUUUUAACUGUUUCUACUGGACUGUGUUCUUUUAACGUUAAGAUUAACAGAUCUCUAGUUAAGAUAACUGGUCCUCUGGUCAAGGUAACCGGCCCUCUGGUUAAGAUAACAUCCCUCUGGUUAAGAUAACGGCCCUCUGGUUAAGAUAACCGGUCCUCUGGUUAAGAUAACCGGUCCUCUGGUUAAGAUAACCGGCCCUCUGGUUAAGAUAACCGGUCCUCUGGUCAAGAUAACUGGUCCUCUCUCUGGUUAAGAUUAACAUAAUUAACCUGCACAUGUUUUUAUUUCUAAUAACUUUUCUCUGUGUGACUUUUCCUUUAAUAUAAAUGUGUAAAUAAAACGAACAUAGUUAGUAAAGUAGUUUAUAAAUACAUGUUAACUAGUUAAUCUUGAACGGUUUGAGAACCUAAAACCUUAAAGUCUCCUCUCUGACCUCCAGGCUGUGUUCACCUUCACCAUGAGCUCCCGGGUGUGUAAGACCUGUGGGGGGUCCGACAUAGAUGUGGAUCAGGCCCGGGGCAGUGCCGUGUGUACCGGAUGUGGUUCGGUUCUGGAGGACAACAUCAUCGUCUCAGAGGUCCAGUUUGUGGAGGGAAGUGGAGGAGUUUCAUCUGCUGUGGGACAGUUUGUGUCCGCUGACGGUCCAGUUAAGGCUCCUCUUCUUGGUUCUGGAUUUCACACCAGUGUUGGAAAAGAGUCCAGAGCUCAGACCCUGCAGGGUGGUGAGUACCAUCUUCAUCAUCAUCUUCACCAUCAUCAUCACCUAACUAACCUGUUACCACCUGACUAACUUGUUACCACCAGACUAACCUGUCUAACGUAUUACCACCUGACUAACCUGAGUUACGUGUUACCAUCUGACUAACCUGUCUUACCUGUUACCACCUGACUAACCUGUCUUACCUGUUACCAUCAGACUAACCUGUCUUACCUGUUACCACCUGUCUUACCUGUUACCACCAGACUAACCUGUCUUACUUGUUACCAUCUGACUAACCUGUCUUACUUGUUACCACCAGACUAACCUGUCUUACCUGUU
Anarrhichthys ocellatus (wolf-eel) is the source of this 1281-nucleotide messenger RNA. Its product is annotated as transcription factor IIIB 90 kDa subunit-like. Gene Ontology annotation, biological process: DNA-templated transcription initiation; transcription by RNA polymerase III; transcription preinitiation complex assembly. The record is from RefSeq and is a predicted model, not a curated record. The transcript is spliced from 2 exons. Gene Ontology annotation, molecular function: RNA polymerase III general transcription initiation factor activity; RNA polymerase III type 3 promoter sequence-specific DNA binding. Gene Ontology annotation, cellular component: nucleus; transcription factor TFIIIB complex; transcription preinitiation complex. Lineage: Eukaryota; Metazoa; Chordata; Actinopteri; Perciformes; Anarhichadidae. Bases 700 to 1032 code for a protein of 110 amino acids.